AUGGAGAGUGGUGGAAAGAAACGCUUCCAGGGCAAACCCGGUCAGGGAAAGACACUCUGGACAGCGCCCUGCCCUUCUCGGAAACAGCUACCCAACCCAGGAGGGGUCCCCACAACCCCCGAGCCCACCCCAGGAGAACCACCCACUGCAGCCCCGCCCCGCCAGGGCCCCACGUGUCGGGCCCCACCCCGGCGCUGGCGGCCCUUUAAACACCCCCACCCUUACACAGUACCCCCCGCCCAACCCCGACCCGAACGGCAGCCGGAGAGGGACAAAACUCAUGGCGUUCCGCCAGCUUCCUCCGCGGAUCUCGUCCCGGACCACCCGGCCCGUGGGGCCUUCCACCCUGGGUCACAGCCCCUGGCGGCCCCAAGGCCGCGGCGGCCCGGCAGAAGAGUGUCGCUGCGGCCCAGCUGCGGGGCGGGGCCGGCGGGAGCGCAGGUCUCCGCCGCUGCCACGGCUGCCUCCGCCUGCUGCGAGGGCCGCCCGCUCGCCCGCCGCUGGGUGCGCUGCACGCGGGGGGCAGCCGCGGUGCAGAGGUUCAUGCAGCGGCAGCGGCGGCGGCGGCGGCGGCGGCGGCCGCGGCUGCUGCUGCUGCCGCCGCGGAGGCAGACAGACCGGGAGCCGCCGCCGCCGCCGCCGCCGCCCUCCCCCGGCUCCAUGCCGCCACCGCUGCCGCCUCCUCCUCUCUGGCGAGGGGCGGGGGGCUCCGGCCCGGGGUGGGCACCACUCCUCGCAGCGCCGCUCCCCACCCUGCCCUCCGCUCGGGCCCUGGAGCUGGCGGGGGCGCCCGCUGCCUUCUAG
Rangifer tarandus platyrhynchus (Svalbard reindeer) is the source of this 804-nucleotide messenger RNA. The record is from the annotation of a GenBank genome assembly. NCBI's taxonomy places the organism in Eukaryota, Metazoa, Chordata, Mammalia, Artiodactyla, Cervidae.